AGAAAGAAAGAAAGGUCACAGAGAGAGAGAGAGAGAGAAAGGUUGAGAAGAAGAAGAGAGAAGAAAGCGCAUAAUUGAGUUAUUUUUCGGCCAUUGAUGGCAAACCGUGUUCCUCGUGAAACCUUCCUGAAAAGCCUCCGAUACCUCACCUCGGCCACCGCCUCCUCCUCCUCCCCCUCCGCCGCCGUCGCCGCUGCCGUUUCGCCGCUCAUCGUCACCUCGGACGACGCCGACCUUUCGGAGAGACCGAGAUCGUCGCGAAGCGACGCUCUGCUCAACCUCGACGACUACGAGAAGCUGUUCGCGACGGUUCCGACGGCGAAGCUGGUGAGGGCGUCGGCGAACCUCCAGGCGUCGGCGAUCGAGCCGCUUGUGGAUUUCGGGAUUCGGUUGAUGAAAUCGAGGCUGAUGGAGAUGGAGGUUGUGAGGGACAUAAUACUUGGGACGAUACGACACACGUUUUACGAGCAUUUCUGUGCCGGCGAGGACGCCGAGGCAGCGGGACGCACCGUUCUGCGACUGAGGGAGACAGGAAUCAGAGGCAUGCUGGUCUACGCUUUGGAGUAUGCCACUGAAAACGACGCCUGCGAUCGUAAUCUCGAUGGCUUCAUUCGUACCGUCCAAUCCACCAAGUCCCUUCCUUCUUCUUCCACCAGCUUUAUAAUUGUCAAAAUCACUGCAAUUUGCCCCAUGAGAGUGCUGGAGCGCGUCAGCGACUUGCUUAGAUGGCAGCACAAAGACCCUUCUUGCCAUCUUCCGUGGAAGCUCAACAGCUUCCCACUUUUCUCGGACUCAAGCCCAAUGUACCACACCCUCAAGAGGCCUGAGCCACUGAGCCCAGAAGAAGAGCGGGACCUCCAAUUGGGCCACGAGAGGCUCCUCAAACUGUGCCGGGAAUGCGCCGAGGCCAACGUCCCGUUGUCCGUCGACGCCGAGCACACGGCGGUGCAGCCCGCCAUCGACUAUUUGACGUACGCCUCCGCGAUCAUGCGCAACAAAGGCAGUUAUCCGAUCGUGUACGGCACUAUCCAGGCUUACCUGAAGGACGCAAAAGAAAGGCUGCUUCUGGCCAGCGAGGCUGCGGACAAGAUGGGGAUUCCAAUGGGGUUCAAAGUAGUGAGAGGCGCGUAUAUGUCGAGCGAGACAAAGCUCGCGAAUUCGCUCGGCUGCGAUUCUCCGAUACACAACUCGAUUCAGGAGACCCACGAUUGCUACAACGACUGCGCCUCCUUCAUGCUCGACAGGAUCGCCAAUGGGUCCGGUGGGUUGGUUUUGGCGACGCACAAUGUUGAGUCAGGGAAAAUGGCGGCGGCGAAAGCGCAUGACGUGGGGAUUGGGAAAGUGAACCAGAGGCUUGAGUUUGCGCAGCUGUACGGUAUGGCGGAGUCGCUGUCGUUUGGGCUGAAAAACGCAGGGUUCCAAGUGAGCAAGUAUAUGCCGUUUGGCCCUAUUGAUAUGGUCAUGCCUUAUUUACUUCGGAGGGCUGAAGAGAAUAGGGGUCUCUUGUCUGCUUCCACAGUUGACAGACAACUCAUGAGGAAGGAGUUAAAGAGGAGACUAAAAGCAGUGAUCCUGUGAGGCGCGGCACACGGGGGCAAAAUUCAUUUGCUGCCAAUGUUUGUGCAGAUAGGAUAAAUAUGUGGUUGGUGGUGACUUUUCACUAUCUACGUGAUGGAAAAAUGUGUUUGCUUUGGUUAAUGCUCUUAGGUCGUGUCAUGAAUGGUAAUUAUGGAAAAAAGAAGAGAAAAAAAAAAAAAACAAGGAAAAGACUACUUCCUAUUGUGUAGUCUACCAGAAAAAUAAAAUUAAAAUCUUUACUGUAAA
This is a messenger RNA of Morus notabilis, 1824 nucleotides long. Its product is annotated as proline dehydrogenase 2, mitochondrial. NCBI's taxonomy places the organism in Eukaryota, Viridiplantae, Streptophyta, Magnoliopsida, Rosales, Moraceae. The coding region runs from base 97 to 1578 and encodes 493 amino acids. Gene Ontology annotation, molecular function: proline dehydrogenase activity; FAD binding. Gene Ontology annotation, cellular component: mitochondrion. The record is from RefSeq and is a predicted model, not a curated record. The transcript is spliced from 4 exons.